GCUACUGUCAAAAAAUUGUUUCCCUCUUUUCCGUUUUCUCGUUAGAACAAGAUAACAAGGAAUAUUAAUUGAUUUUAGCUAAAAUUUACCAAUCAAUUCGUAAAACUACUAAAUAAAUCAUGUCAUCAGAUGUGUCAUACAACGAAAUACCUAGUGGCGACGAAAAUUCUGAGAAUAAUCCCGGAAACUCUUCUCGAGAAUCGCCAGAUGACUCAUCCCAAGAAUAUUCAGAGUCGUCAAUAUUAACAUCCGACAAAGAAUUCGGUCCUGAAACAACACGGCCGAAUGAAGUUGAUGAUUUGGUUGAAUUGCCGGUGGCAUGGGUCCCUACGUUUAAGGAAAGAAUUGGAAAACUGAUAGGUCGCUUACUGAAUGACUCCCAAAAGUUUUGUGUCAGCGGUAAAAUGACUGCACCGCCGAUAGUUAGCAUUUCACUUCCAAAGGUCAAGAAAUUCAUCUCGUUUCCACUGUACGAAGAUAUGUUAGCCUUCAUAAUUCCUGCUUUUGAGCAGUCAGCAUUCGGCCGAGGUACAGAAACGAUUGUGGACACAACUUUUCGAAAUUCUUGGGAAUUGAGUAGCACGGAUUUCGAGAUAAUGAACACGGGAUGGAAUUCAUAUUUAAUCGAUGUACUAAUGCCGCUACUUCAACAAGAUCUACGUCUCGAAGUUGGGUUUCGGUUGUCCUUGUACAAAUUGUUGCUGUAUAAAACUGGGUCAUUCUUCAAGCCACAUCGUGAUAGUGAAAAAGAUGCUGGGAUGUUCGGCACGGUGGUGAUUCAAUUACCGUCAAUUUACGAAGGCGGAAAGCUGAUAGUUCGGCACAACCAUAAAAUGGAAGAAGUCGACAAUAGUUCGGCCACGACUUCACAAAAUGGAUUCUGCAUUUUCUACACGGCAUUCUACUGCGACUGUGAGCAUGAAGUUCGGCCGGUUACAGGAGGCGUUCGGGUUUGUCUGGUGUACAAUCUUGUGCUAACUGGUGAAACACAGACGAAAUCUUUUCCAUCAGCUGCACGAUUGGAGCGUGAAAGUCGGGAGGCUGAUCUAGUGGAUCUCCUUAGGAGUUCGUGGUCGACCGACAGGAAAUUAGUUUAUUGUUUAGCACACAAGUACAGUCAGAAGAGCUUGUCGCUACACAACUUAAAAAGUACCGACCGUUUACUUGGCCAAUUUUUCUUAAAAUACGCUGAUUCAUGUGGAUUGAAAGUCAUGAUUGGUUUUUUAAAACGAAAAAAGUAUCGAUAUGCCGAAGCUGUGCCUCGGAAGGUAUCACCACGCCCUCGUCGUGAGCCUAAUUACAUGUACCAAUAUAACUUGGAAAAUGGAUACGAAUACCUUAAUUGGAAUUAUAACAGCUACGAUGAUGACCAGGAUGACAUUGCCACAAUUUCAGAUGUCGAUUCAAAUGAUCCGACGGUAAAUUUUUACGAUGAUUAUAAACUCAAACAUCUAAAAUCGCUCGACCAAGAGCAGCACAGUAAUCUCCCAUCACUAUACGUUGAUUUUGAGGGGGAGGUCCUACCCGAAAACAGUUUUCAGGACAUUAAAGCAUUCCAUGAGGAUCAGAACGAGACCGGAAACGAGGGUGUUCAAUGUUCGAAAUUUUAUCAAUGUGCAGCAAUUGUGGUUUUUCAUCGCGAUGAUUUGGUGCCGGUCUUGGUGCAGGGCCACGCUAAGCUAGCUAAGAUUGAAGAAACAUUUCUAAAGGAAUUCAAUAAGCAGAAGGACAACCUCACUAACGAGAAUAUUAAAGAGAAGUGUUUAAAAUGGAGUCACGCCACGAUGGACACGUUUAUUAAUUCGUCUUAUGGUGAUAAUGUGAUGCAAAAAUGGUCGGAAAUGUUUGAAAAUUUUCUGAUGUUGGAUAACAUUGAACUGUUGCAGAAGUUCUUGAAGAUUCAAAAGUUUGAAGAGGGUAAUUUCUCGUAUUUGUACAGAAUUUGCCAGAAGCAUGGUUGGAAUGCGUUUUCUGCAGAUAUCAAAACAAGAUUCGAGAAACUAAGAGCGGAACAGAGAAUCAUUACUUUGCAAAAAAUUAUCGAUUACGAGGAUACUGCAACGUCUGAUGAUACUGAACGGCAAACUAUUAUUCACAGCUUGAUGAACGAAACAUUAAAAAAAUUCGAACACGAACUAAAACAUCCACCUCGCGAACCAUGGCAUCGAUAUUCACCGAGACCCCUGAAAAAAGACCAAAUAACGGAAAAAACACGAAAAUUUUUAAUUUCAUUGUGGCCACUUGCAAACAGAAUUAGUUUCCAGCCUCUUGUCGACUAUGCAAAAUCGAAAUCGAUGAAUAUCGCUGUGCCCGCGCUGAUUUCCGUCGCAAAAAAUGAUGAAAAUAUUCGCAACGAUCUCUGGUUAGACGUUGCGGACCAUUUCAAAUUGAAAAUGGAGAUUAUUCUAAAUGAACCGGUCGAGCCGACGUUUACGUGGAAACAAAAUGUUAACCUACAAUGUCGUUGCAAGGAUUGUCAGUUUGUUGAAGAGUUUCUGCAACGGCCUUUCCAGCAGACUUUGGAUUUUUUCGGAAAGAAGCCGAUAAGGAAUCAUGUGCAACAAACGAUUGUUGGGCUUGCAGACUUAAAUAUUUUUACCACUAAUUCUGGUGUGUUACGCAUAAAGAAACUAAGAAAAACUGGCGAGGUUCAGUCAGAGGAGCGAAACUUUGUGUCGUCCAAUCUAUCAAAAAUUACUUCGCUGAUGGCAGCUAAAGCAGCUAAAUAAAUCGAGACUUGUGCGUCUUUAUCUGUUAAAUUUUUAUGUCUUUUUCCUAAAAAAUUGUUAAAUAAAUUUAAUUUUUCAUUUUAUUAA
Molecule: messenger RNA, 2816 nt
Organism: Bradysia coprophila
Lineage: Eukaryota; Metazoa; Arthropoda; Insecta; Diptera; Sciaridae
Source: RefSeq, a predicted model, not a curated record